This is a messenger RNA of Tarenaya hassleriana, 1156 nucleotides long. RefSeq lists its product as uncharacterized. Bases 31 to 1020 code for a protein of 329 amino acids. The transcript has 9 exons. Lineage: Eukaryota; Viridiplantae; Streptophyta; Magnoliopsida; Brassicales; Cleomaceae. The record is from RefSeq and is a predicted model, not a curated record.
GGAAAAGGGAAAAAAAAAAGUAAUGCGAAAAUGUCGGAUAAUGGAGAGGAAGAAUCGAGUGAGGUUUUGGGUUCGACAAAGCUCGAGCUUCCGGAGGAAUUGCUCCAAAUCCUACCGUCCGAUCCAUUCGAGCAGCUAGACAUGGCCCGGAAGAUCACGUCCAUUGCGCUCUCGACACGUGUCUCGGCCCUCGAGGCAGAGUCGUCGGAUCUCCGGGGAAAGCUCGCCGAGAGAGACAGAGCAAUCGCCGAGCUUCAGUCUCAGGUCGAGUCGCUCGAAGCUUCUCUCUCCGAUGCCUUCGAGAAGCUCUCUCGGUCGGACAGGGAAAAGGAGAGUUUGCUGAGGGAGAACGCUUCGUUGUCCAGUACUGCGCGGAAACUCCAGAGAGAUGUGUCGAAGCUCGAGGGUUUCAGAAAGACGCUUAUGCAGUCUCUCCGUGAGGAUGAAGAAAAUGCAGGAACAACUCAAAUCAUUGCCAAACCAACCCCUAAUGACGAUGAUUCUCGAUUGCCACCUUCAAGAGAUCCUUCAAUCCAUUCUCAGGAUUCUGAAGCAGUUGAGUCUGCUUCAAAUGACAACCAGACUGAUGUGCCUAAACCCGGCUUAUCAACCAGCUUCCCGUUAGCAUCCAAGACAAGUACACCUAGACUCACUCCGCCUGGAUCUCCACCGACAUUAUCGGCCUCUGCUUCACCAACAAGAACAUCAAAGCCUCUGUCUCCAAAACGUCAUGCCAUGUCAUUCUCUACCUCGAGAGGCAUGUUUGAUGACAGAUCUUCAUUUUCUGAAGCUGGUUCUUACACGGGGCGAACUCGGGUUGAUGGUAAAGAAUUCUUCCGUCAAGUCAGGAGCCGUUUGUCUUAUGAACAGUUUGGUGCAUUUUUGGGUAACGUGAAGGAACUCAACGCCCACAAACAAACCAAAGAAGAAACCCUUGGGAAGGCAGAAGAGAUUUUCGGAGAAGAAAACAAAGAUCUUUACCUUAUUUUCGAGGGUUUGAUCACUCGCAACUUCCAUUGAGAUCUCUACGAUAUGUACUUUUUACUUGGCUGUAAAUGGGAAAAUACACUACGCGUACGGACGCUUUGAUGUAAUUAUUCUCUGUCGUUGUUAUUGUUCCGUUUUGAAUGAAUGAAACUUGUUAUUAUUAUUAUUA